This is a messenger RNA of Phytophthora sojae, 1146 nucleotides long. RefSeq lists its product as hypothetical. The record is from RefSeq and is a predicted model, not a curated record. The transcript has 3 exons. The annotation marks the transcript as partial. Lineage: Eukaryota; Oomycota; Peronosporomycetes; Peronosporales; Peronosporaceae. Gene Ontology annotation, molecular function: hydrolase activity.
CUGGCAUUGGUGACGCUCGGAAUCGCCAUGACUUCGACUGCGUCCGUGGACUCCUUGGCAUCGGAGAGCUCCACUUCCAGCUACGGCAACAGCGCUGGGGGUGACAAUGCUGGAGAGCCGACUGUCCGACACAUUUUGCACUUUUCGGACGUGCACCUCAACAUCUCAGCGUCGCUGAACGCCAACGACUCGGCCACGAUUCCUGUUGCCUAUGGAGACGACGCGCCGACCAGUCUACUGGUGUCGGCGCUUGAGUACGCCAAGCAGUUGCUACCCGACCCGGACUUCUUCCUGUACACGGGCGACCAUGCCGUGCAUGGGGAACUUUCAGACGAAUACCUGGUUGAAGCUGUGGAGGAGAACGUGGGCAUUAUGGCCAAGCACUUCGAAGCCGCGGCAUUGGACAUCACGGCAAUUAUCGGCAAUGCGGACACAAGUCCUGACUACACGAUGAAUGUGACGGACCCGGAGACGGAGGAGAAUCCCAACAUCGCACUCAUAUCGAAAGCGUGGGAAGACACGAUGCCAAGUGCCAACCUCGACUGGUUCAAUCACUUCGGGUAUCUGGCCUACACUCUAGGCGACAAUGUGACUGUGAUAUCGCUCAACACGCUUCCGUACUCGCCUUAUCACUUGCCCGACACAUCGACGCUUCCGGAUCCGUUCGGGCAGUUCGAGUGGCUGAACGCGUCGCUGUCGGAGUUGAGAAGUACCGGGAAGCUGGCCUACAUCGUCGGCCACAUCCCUCCGAUCAUUGACUCGUAUGCAGGCGAGCCGAUGUGGAACGAGACGUACAUCAAAACGUACAAGCAGAUCGUCAGCCAGUACACGGACAUCAUCAAGGCGCAGCUCUUCGGUCACGUGCACAGCAUCGAGUUCCGCUUGCCCCUGUCCAGCGACCAGGUUGAGCAUUUCGAGCGGAAUGGAGUGACAGUCGACGCAGACUUCAACGACAGCGCGCAGUUGGUGCCGCUCUUCAUGGUGGCAGCCAUUUCGCCACUGUUCUUGAACAACCCGGCGUUUAUGAUCUGGGACUACGACGCCAACACUUACGACAUCCGCGAUUUCACGGUCUACGGUGGAAAUAUUUCUACCAGCACCCAGGACGUUGACUGGAAAGAACUGUUCAAGGCCAGCACCGAGUAC